Messenger RNA from Melampsora larici-populina 98AG31, 1578 nucleotides. RefSeq lists its product as uncharacterized. The record is from RefSeq and is a predicted model, not a curated record. NCBI's taxonomy places the organism in Eukaryota, Fungi, Basidiomycota, Pucciniomycetes, Pucciniales, Melampsoraceae. The transcript is spliced from 3 exons. Gene Ontology annotation, molecular function: nucleic acid binding; ATP binding. Gene Ontology annotation, cellular component: nucleolus. The annotation marks the transcript as partial.
UACUCAGACGCUUUAUUACCAGGUUGGAGUCAUCAUCAACUACCAAGUGUUUUAAAACAUGCUAUUCAUACACUUUCUUUUGAUAAGCCUACCCCAGUACAAGAUGCUACUUUACCAAUCUCAUUAUCCUCAACUCCAUCUCGCGAUUUAGUGGCAAUAGCCGAAACUGGAUCUGGUAAAACCUUGGCUUAUGCGAUCCCGAUCAUCAAUUCACUUCUAGAUUCUUUAAAGCUUCCAACCUCACCUGAUUGUCCAGAUGAUUUACCCAUCAAAGCAUUAAUUUUAACACCUACACGUGAAUUAUGUCUACAAGUGAAAUCUCAUAUCGAUUCAUUUGUUUUAGCCAUGUGUACACCAACUGGAGAUACAGGAAAAGAAAAACCAAAGAAUCGAUCCGGAAUCUCAACUAUAGCUGUUUGUGGUGGGAUUGCAGCUGCUAAACAACGUAAACAACUCGAACGUAGUCAAAGAUUAUAUAACUCUGAAAGAGCUGGUAAAGGAUCGAUUCUUGUAGCUACUCCUGGUAGAUUGUGGGAUUUGAUUCAAAGUUGGGAUGCAUUAGCUAACGGGAUUCGGAGAAGGUUAGAUUGGCUUGUGGUAGAUGAAGCAGAUAAGAUGGUAGAAAAAGGACAUUUCGCUGAAGUAGAAAAAAUUCUUAAACUCAUUCAACGUCCUUCUAAAACUCUUGAGAAUAGUAACUGGGCUGAUGAUUGGGGUAAAGAUCAAAAAGUGGUAGUUAAAGAAGAUGUUCGAACUAUGAUCUUUUCGGCUACUAUGGAUAAACAUUUACAAAUCAAUUUGAAGAAGAAUUGGAGACAAAGUAGAGCUCAAAGAGAUAGAGUUGCGGCUACAAAGGAUCCUUUAGAAGAUUUACUAGAACGAAUUGAUUUUAGAGAUGAGGAACCUGAAGUGAUUGAUUUAUCACCUAAAGGACGUGUCGCGGUUGGAUUAAAGGAAUGUAAGAUUGAGUGUGUCCUCAAAGAUAAGGAUCUCUAUCUUUUUCAUUUUCUUCUAAGAUAUCCAGGUCGAAGUUUAGUAUUCUUAUCAUCAAUCUCAGCACUCCGAAGAUUAGCACCCAUAGUCACCCUUCUAUUUCCAAAGUCAACAGUUUUAACAUUACAUUCAGCAAUGCAACAACGUGCAAGACUUAAAUCACUUGAUAAAUUUAAAUCUUCACCUAAGACGAUUUUACUUUCUACUGAUGUGGCUGCUAGAGGUUUAGAUAUCCCUUUAGUAGAUCAUGUGAUUCAUUAUCAAGUUCCUCGUACGGUAGAUUGUUAUGUCCAUCGGUCCGGAAGAACUGCAAGAGCGGGUAGGGAUGGAGUUGCUUUGGUUUUGAUUGCACCUGAUGAAGUUAAGGUUUGGCGUGGUUUGAUGAGAAGUUUAAACAGAGUUGAUAAUUUACCUUCUCCACCUAUUGAACAUUCGAUUUCUAAUAAAUUGAAAGAAUUGGUCACUUUAGCUAGUAAGAUUGAUGAACUUGAACAUAGAUCAACUAAGAAAUCAGCCGAUGCGAAUUGGGCCAAGAAAACAGCUGAAUUACUUGAUAUUGAGGACGAUGAUGGACAAUAUGAGUAA